Messenger RNA from Annulohypoxylon maeteangense, 1047 nucleotides. Its product is annotated as peptidase S8/S53 domain-containing protein. Gene Ontology annotation, biological process: proteolysis. Lineage: Eukaryota; Fungi; Ascomycota; Sordariomycetes; Xylariales; Hypoxylaceae. The transcript has 5 exons. Gene Ontology annotation, molecular function: serine-type endopeptidase activity. Bases 1 to 1047 code for a protein of 348 amino acids. The record is from RefSeq and is a predicted model, not a curated record.
AUGGAGAUUGCGACUCCCCUAAAGGCCGAUAUCAUUGCUGUAGAGUUGGCGCACGAGGUAGCCUCGAUAUACCCACAAUUAGUAGAAGAUACCUCCAACCCCAGUCUGGGUGCCUUUGACUGGACGACUACAUAUGGUUGCCAAAGGCUUGGAUCUGGCGAAGUACUGUUCGAUCAUCUUGUAUUUGUUUGUCAACAGCCAGGAAGAUCGCUGCAAUCUUAUCGCCAUGAUUAUUGGUUUGACGAUGCUGAUCCUGUGCCUGGAAACGGUGUCCCGGUCUACAUCGUAGACACUGGGGCUACUCUAGAUCAUAAAGAAUUCGAUCGAGUCCGUGGCGAUGUCGAAUGGUUUCACGUGGGUACAGAUGUUAGCGGUGGAAAUGCCGAGGAUGACUCGAGCACUGACCCUACCCAACAAUUCAUCACGGCGAAAGCGCACGGAACAUCUAUGCUUAGCCUCGUCACAGGCCGUAUACUGGGUGUGUCUAAGGGUGUAAAGCCUUAUUUAAUACGAAUGCCUCGUAGACAUAUACCAACCGGUACUACUGGAGACAGGUCGGGACACCCUACGAAUGAAGAUUGGCUUGAAGGUAUUAGUAAAGUAAACGAUCAUCUAGCAGAGAAAAGCGAUGAAGCGAAAGCUAUCCUUCUAUUGGCCUUUUAUAUUCCAAGAAGUUCAUUCAUGAGAGAUGGGAAGGACUGCUCAGCUGGGUUUGAUGCCCGAAUGCGAUUUCUCUUAAAAGAUGUCAUCGAAAAGGGCGCGCUUCCUAUAAUGGGAGCUGGAAAUGGGUACGAGUUUACAAUUGACGGGUUUCCCGCGAACUAUGGUCGAGAUGAUUACAACCCGAUCCCCGAGGUUUUGGUCGUUAGAAGCGUACACACCACCACGUUCGAUUUGGUUUAUCAGAGUGACUUUGAUCAAGGUCUCCCUCAUAUCUUCGCACCAGGAUACGCCAAAUGCGCCGAAGGGAACCGCGGUAUGUGGACCAUGUUCGAAAAUGAACGGGAAGGCAUCUAUAGGUCAGCGCAAGGAACUUCAUGUGGUUAG